AUGGCAUAUAGCUUACGUCGCGCUGCCGAAAAAGUGAAGAUCAUCGCCAAAAUGAAUCGGUGGACGCGGAGUCAAACCGCAGGAAAGGGUAGGGAUUUCGAUUUUAGCGGGCGAUGCUUCCUUCUCGAACUGCCAACCGAACUACUAUUGGCGAUCAUUUCCCAUCUAUCGGUAAUACCCGAGGCUUGCCUAGCGCUGACAUGCAAGCGACUCUACUCAAUAUCCGGGGCGAUCCUGGGAGCCAAAGCUCUCCACUUCAAUCGCGACUUCGCACCACUUUUUCACCACUACCGGAAUGGCCACAAUUUCGUCACCCCGCGGUGGCAAUUCAUCAAUCUGCUGGAAGACGGCCGCUGGCGGGCCUGCUCGAAAUGUUUAAAACUACAUCUACGGAACUCGUUCCCUCCUCGCGAGCUGAGACGGAAGUCCGAUGAGCGAGCAUGCAACUUGGGUAACUCUGCGGGCAUCGUGGAUCUAUGCCCAUGCAAGAAGCUCACCUUCCAGGACAAGACGGAUCUCGUACAGCUUCUGAAGACCCGACAGAGAUCAGUGGACGCCCUUACCCUGCAGUUUGGGAGCGGCAUUCAGCAGCAGCGCUUUUGCUGGCACUCCUGCAAGGAAUACUAUGGAUCCACGCAGCUUGAGAUUGCGAUCUAUCCUGAGCUGGACCAAGACGACUUGUUGAGGAUACACACAGAGUAUCAUAUGACAACAGGGACUGGCCAGCUUGGCAGAGAAGAACACAUCACACCUCGCUUUGGAUGUGCUCACCGAUCAGUCGACUUGUGGUUAUCCAGUGUCUGUCAGACCACCAUCUGUCGUCUCUAUGACAGCCACUGUGCCUCGUGCAAGCGGAUAUCAGUCUGCAACACAUGCAACGCCUCUUUGAGGUGUCCUCGCAAACAGCCCUGUCGGAUAGAUGAGGUGAUGGACAAAGCCACCUACCAUUUCUGGACCGAAAGGUGCCUUGGAGGCACAAGCUCGGUUCCCGAUCAGGCAUGGGCUUCUCAGCGGAUACACCCCGCGGAGAAUCUAUUUGAUGCUACCAAUUGCAGUGAGAUGUGUCCUUGGACUAUUCGAGAACAUCCUCCUCUGGAAGAAGCCCCGACUUUGGGGAUGAACAUACUUGAGCCUGCGAUGCAAGACCAGUCGCUCAACCAAUUAUACUCUUCAAUCAACAUGAUAUAG
Aspergillus aculeatinus CBS 121060 is the source of this 1188-nucleotide messenger RNA. RefSeq names its product F-box domain protein. NCBI's taxonomy places the organism in Eukaryota, Fungi, Ascomycota, Eurotiomycetes, Eurotiales, Aspergillaceae. The record is from RefSeq and is a predicted model, not a curated record. Bases 1 to 1188 code for a protein of 395 amino acids. Gene Ontology annotation, molecular function: protein binding. The transcript has a single exon.